GCGCACAUGCACGCAUCCUGACCUAGUUGUGUAACCACGAAUCUGCCAAAUAAGGACCAACAGAUUGAAGUAAAAAAACCUACGCUUCAUCAAACCUAUGCAUUAAUCCCUCCUAUAUCCUGAGCACGUGGCCCCCGCGACUUAUAUAGUCGGCGCGAGACGUUUCGUGAGGUCUGAACGUCUCGCGCAAGUCUCGGGCACAUCUGCAGUGUGCGUGCGUGCGAGCGAUUGUCUAAUACCGCGCGCGCUCCGUUUCCCGUUAUGGUUUUCUAAGAGAAUCCCAGGAGGACACAGCAGCACGAGGCGGCGGGAUGCCGGAAAAGAAAAAGAUGGACAGCAUGAAGAGAGGAGGCUUUGGAGCUACGGUGAGCUUCCACAACAUCCAUUACAGCGUCAAAAGCAAGACCGGGUUCCUCUGCAAACAGAAGAAGACCCGUAAAAACAUCCUCAUCGACCUCAAUGGAAUUAUGAAGCCAGGAAUGAACGCCAUAUUGGGAGCCACAGGGAGCGGAAAAUCCUCUUUUUUGGAUGUGCUGGCCGCACGGAAAGAUCCGCACGGACUAACUGGAGAGGUUCUGAUAGAUGGUGCACCACAGCCGCCCAACUUUAAAUGUCUGUCUGGAUAUGUAGUGCAGGAUGAUGUGGUGAUGGGAACACUAACAGUCAGGGAGAAUCUGCGCUUCUCGGCAGCGCUGAGGCUUCCGAUGUCCAUUAGUCAGAAGGAGAAAGAUGAAAAAGUUGAGCGACUGAUUGAAGAGCUCGGGCUGACUAAAGUAGCUGACGCACGGGUCGGCACGCAGCUGAUCCGUGGCAUUUCAGGCGGCGAGAGAAAGAGGACCAACAUCGGCAUGGAGCUCAUUAUAGAUCCGUCCGUCCUCUUCCUGGAUGAGCCGACGACUGGACUGGACGCUAGCACGGCUAAUUCUGUACUGUCCCUGCUGAAGAGGAUGUCCAAUCACGGCCGGACCAUUAUCCUGUCCAUCCACCAGCCGCGUUACUCCAUUUACCGGCUGUUCGACACACUCACUCUGCUGGUUUCGGGGAAACAGGUUUACCACGGCCCUGCUCCGAGCGCACUCGAAUACUUCAGCGACAUCGGCUUCACCUGUGAACCCCAUAACAACCCCGCGGACUUCUUCCUAGAUGUCAUUAAUGGAGACUAUAGUGCGCUGUCUCAGGAAAAACAAUACGAGAAUGAGCUGGAUCUUGAGCAAGAGGGAUCCAGCUGUCAGGCGAUGGAGGACCGGUUGGUGCAGGAGUACAAGCAGUGGUCGUACUACAAGCAGACCAGAGACGAGCUGGAGCAAAUCACGCAGGGGCGCAAGUACGACGACCGGCCCAAAUCACGCACCAUCACCUAUAAGACCUCCUUCUGCCACCAGUUCAAGUGGGUGCUAAAGAGGACGUUCCGCAACCUGAUGCUCAACCCACAGACCUCCUUCGCUCAGGUUGGUGUGACACUUUUCUUAGCGCUGAUUGUUGGUGCCAUCUUUUUCAGCGUGCCAUCCGAUAUGAGUGGAAUUCAAAACAGGAUGGGUGCCUUGUUCUUCAUCACCACCAACCAGUGUUUCGGCUCGCUGUCCUCGGCUGAACUCUUCAUCACAGAACGCAAGCUCUUCCUCCACGAGUACGUUAGCGGUUAUUACAGAAUCUCGGUGUACUUCCUGUGUAAGCUGCUCUCGGAUAUUCUCACGCUGCGCACCUUUCCAGCCAUUAUCUUCAGCUCGGUGGCCUACUGGAUGAUCGGGUUCAAACCGGACCCCGGGUCCUUUUUUUUCUUCAUGUUCAUCGUGGCCAUGACGGCGUACACGGCGACAUCCAUGGUGAUGGCCAUCUCGGCUGAUCAGAACGUCGUCGCCAUUGCCAACAUCUACAUGACCAUCUCCUUCGUCUUCAUGAUGAUUUUCUCAGGAUUGUUGGUGAACUUGCCGAGCAUCGCUGACUGGCUGAACUGGUUAAAAUACUUCAGCAUUCCACGCUACGGCCUUACCGGUCUCCUGGUGAACGAGUUUGUUGGGCUGAAAUUCUGUUUCCCUGGAGUCAAUGGUACCGAACCCCCGAGUUACGCCUGUAAGACUGGAGAGGAGUUUCUGACGGAGCAGGGCAUCGAGUUCUCCACCUGGGGCAUGUGGCAGAACGUCGAGGCUCUGAGCUGCAUGAUCUUCAUAUUCCUGAGUAUUGCAUACCUGAAACUGCGCUUGAUCAAGAAAUUUACUUAAACACACGCACACCAACACACACAUUUAAGCUGAUUUUCUA
Clarias gariepinus (North African catfish) is the source of this 2259-nucleotide messenger RNA. RefSeq names its product ATP-binding cassette, sub-family G (WHITE), member 2a (gene abcg2a). The record is from RefSeq and is a predicted model, not a curated record. Gene Ontology annotation, cellular component: plasma membrane. Bases 312 to 2219 code for a protein of 635 amino acids. Gene Ontology annotation, molecular function: ABC-type transporter activity; ATP hydrolysis activity; ATP binding. NCBI's taxonomy places the organism in Eukaryota, Metazoa, Chordata, Actinopteri, Siluriformes, Clariidae. The transcript is spliced from 16 exons.